AUGGCCCAGAAAGUGGCACUUGAACUUGAAUCCCUUAUUGUGGAACGGAGGUCGAUUGUAUUCUGGAGUUUAGAGGGUAGAAGCAUUCCUACGACGUAUAUAGACAUAGUUAAGGAUACGUAUGUUGGAACUGAAACUAGUGUUCGUGCGCAAGUAGGGGAUACUGAUUUCUUCCCUGUGGAGGUAGGACUCCACCAAGGGUCUGCAUUGAGUCCGUUUCUUUUUGCGGUUGUGCUGGACGGACGAGCUGUCAAAAUCAAUUCCGAAGAUUGUUCCAUGAUUAAACAGAGCCUAAAUGUGAAGCUAGAGGAGUGGCGAGCAGCUUUGGUGGGAAAAGGUUUAAAGAUAAGUCGUUCUAAAACCGAGUACCUUUAUUUUAAUUUCAGUGGUGCAGGCGAUGGAGAGGACAUCGGAUCAACAUAG
Helianthus annuus (common sunflower) is the source of this 423-nucleotide messenger RNA. RefSeq lists its product as uncharacterized. The transcript is spliced from 3 exons. NCBI's taxonomy places the organism in Eukaryota, Viridiplantae, Streptophyta, Magnoliopsida, Asterales, Asteraceae. Bases 1 to 423 code for a protein of 140 amino acids. The record is from RefSeq and is a predicted model, not a curated record.